UCUGUGCUUUUUAUUUUUCUGAUUCAUUCCUGAAUUCAGUAGUGCUAUUGGCUUGAUCGCCUUUAUUUGAAAAAAAAAAAAUAGGCGCUAGACAGUGGUUUCUAUGGCGUUGUGAAUUAUUCUACAUGAAAUAAGUUGAAAUGUAGUGCCUUAUUGGAUUUAUCAAGUAUAGUGUACAGUGAUGUACGUAGUGAUGUUAUAGAAUGUGAAGAUGAUCUCAUUGGCGUGCUGACAUUAGUUACGUUCUUUUCGGCGAUAUCUUGAUUUAACUGUAAUAAUCUUAGUCCAAUGACCUUCUGAAUAAUAUAGAAAAAUAAUUCAAAUUGGGGAAAAAUGAAGAAACAAUUUUACAGAGUAAAGCAACUAGCUGACCAAACAUUUUCAAGGUCUGGUAAGGGUGAAACUCUACCAGACGAAUUACUAACAGCUGAUAAAAAGGUGGAACAUCUAAGAAAUGCAUUGCAAUUAGUUAGCAAAAGGCUAGCAACUGGUGCUGGCAAUACACAGGGCCAAGACCCAGCAGCACGAGAAAAGAGAUUGAAGAAACUACCAGAAUAUUUAUUAGGCCUAUCUAUGUUAGAAGCUAGUAACUAUGAUGAUGAUGAUAGCAUCCUAAAGUACAUUUUGCAUGAAUGUGGUAAAACAGAAAAGUUUUUAGCAAAUGAAAUAGCAGAGCAUGAAUUAAAAGUUGAACAGCUUGUGUGUGCCCCGCUCACAGCUAUAGGUGAUACAGACCUACCGGCUAUAAUGAAAGCCAAGAAACAACUUAAUAGAUUGAUGAGUGAAAAGGAAUCAGCUUUAAGUCGAUAUAAUCAUCUAGAACGACAAAAAGAGGAGAAUCCAUCAAAAUUUAUAGCGGCAAGAGAAGAACUUGAAGAAGCAGGGAAUAAAGUAGAGUCAGCUCGAGAUGCCCUCGCCGCAGACAUGUUUGCACUUGUCGCUAAGGAAGCACAAUUGGCACACACAUUAUUGCAAUAUGUGAAGUUGCAGAGGGCAUAUCAUGAGUCUGCAUUGCAUUCACUACAAGACACAGUCCCGGAACUGGAAAGGUUUAUAAAUGACAGCUCAGUAAAGCCAGUGUUUGGCUACCCAUUGGAAGAACACUUACGAGUGACGUCGCGGACGAUCGCAUUCCCUAUAGAAAUCUGUGUGUGCACAUUAUAUGAGCUCGCUUUGAAUGAGGAAGGAUUGUUUCGAAUUGCUGGAGGUACAUCGAAAGUUAGAAGAAUGAAGUUAUCACUAGAUGCGGGCCUCUUUAACGUACCGUUACCACAGGACUACAAGGAUAUGCACGUAGUUGCGUCGGUUCUCAAGUGCUAUCUACGAGAAUUACCAGAACCCUUACUGACCUAUCGACUUUACGAAAACUUCAUUCUCGCCUCGCGACAACCAACGGAACAAGCGAGACUCAACGCUCUCUGGGAAGCUAUACACUUACUGCCCGAUGCUAAUUUCCAAAACCUUAGGUAUCUUAUAAAAUUUUUGUCUGCCUUGACACAAAAUCAAAGCACAAACAAAAUGACGCCAUCAAAUUUGGCCAUUGUUAUCGCACCAAAUCUAUUGUGGGCCGCUGAUGAGAGCACUUUCGACAUGAACAUAACUACAGCGGUGAACUGUGUCGUCGAGUUGCUCAUCAAGCACGCCGACUGGUUCUUCAAGGAUGACCUCAACUUCUUCAUAUCUUUCACCAAAGAGGACCUGCUUCCCGGUGAAGGUGACUAUGGGUUCAUUCCAAACUUUGUUCAGGGAUAUAACCAAACUGUCGUAAUUAGUCAGGAACAAUCCAAUGGAGACUACAAUAGUAUGAGUAAAUCGCUUUACGACUACAACAAUCAAAUUUCGCAAAAAUCUACCGUCGACGGCCCCGGCCGCCACUCGCGAAGUAACAGUCACGAUACUAGUUUAAUAUUGUUAGAAAAUGACAUGAAGAAAGCACAAUCGAACAGCUCGCUGUCCGAUCAAUCUAGUCCACCCCACGGUAGCCCGAAACCGAUACUGAGGCGAAAGAAUAAACCUCUGGCACCGGUUCCCCCAAACUUUACCCCUGACAAAAACAAAAAAGUCGAAGCACAAACUCAAAUCAAUGAACCCGCGAAGGAGCAAACGAACGUUACAAAAGAGAAUGAGAAACCGGCGAAACCUCCUAGGCCGGUGAUUUCCGACACGGGAAAGGUGAUCACGGGAGUGCAGACUAUCAACAGAUCCACAUACAGACAGAGUAAAGCUCUCAAAGAGGAGGCCAAUCGAAGCGGCAGCCGGGAGAAUCUGACCGACACCCGGAGGCAGAGUCUCGAGUUCGACAAGGAUAAGUUCGAUUUUAAACCGGUCGACAGGAAUGACAAAGAGUCGACGCUCGUGGUCAAAAACGUAACGGCACAGACCGGGGUGGUGGGCAGGAUGAAAAUAAUAGGUGAUACCAUCAGCGGGCCGGCGUCCCUCGGCGCGGAGCGGCCUACGGACAAACCGGUGCGGAUACAGAUCCCGAAGCCGAGCGGGCAGCCGCCGCCCCGGCCCGUGGCCGCGCCGCGCACCAUCGUGCCCGCCGUGGAGCCGGACGGCGAGGUGCAGCUGCGCCACAAGCCCGCCGUGCCCGAGCGGCCCGCCACGCUGCGCCCGCAGAGCUUCCGCGGCCAGCGCGCCUCGCUCUCCGACGCCGAGCCGCCCACCGUGCUGGAGCGCACGCACAUGUACACCGUGGACAAGCAGCACCCGACCGUUAUCCAGGUGGGGGGCGCGGCGGGGGCGGGGGGCGCGGCGGGCGAGGCGGAGGGCGACGCGCGCGCCACGGUGCAGCGCACGCACAGCUCGGGCGGCAAGGACGCGGAGCUGGAGGAGCCCAAGAGCCUGGGCGCGAGCCGGCAGCUGUCGCAGUCGGAGGGCAGCAUCACGGAGGGCGGCGCGCGGGGCCGGCCGCCGCGCCCGCUCGUGCCCGCGCCGCCGCCGCCGCCGCAGGCCGCGCCGCACAGCGAGAGCACCGACCUCUAGUCCUCCCUCCUAGUGUUACUCCAGUCGGUAGUUAAGCAAAGGUGCAAUCGUCCAAAUCGACAGUUAUGCUGGAUCCCGUGACGCUACACGUAAAAUAAUCGCAGGACGGUCCUCUAAAGUUUAUACGACCAUCGCUUAGUAUGAUGGCAAUAUUUAUAUUAUCGUAUGAGACUGAUGCCCUCUACUAUUUUUACACGGAUGGCUUUCGUAAAGACUAAAAGUACAGUUAUAUAUUACUUUGCGAAUAAUUUAUUUUUGUAUUGCGAAUCAUUAUUUUAGUAGAAGGAUAGAUGUGAUAAAAUCGUCGAUUACAAUUUGUAUUGCUUUUAUUAAACUAAGAUUGUAUCGGAGAUUUCUCUAUUGCUAUUGUCAGUCAACGCUAUAAUAAUAUUCUACGAACAUAUCACACGUCAAUUUAGCUUACGUAUUGGACGAUAUAAUGAUGCUUAUCUUGUAUGAUAUAGGUUACGUUGCAGCAAAUCUUUGUGAUAUUAGAGAUUGGUACGAGGUCUCGCGGCGGAAGGCGAGCGCACAAACGACGUUGUAUUAUUAGCAGCCAUAUUUUUAUAUUUUGACUUGACAGUGCAUUAGUUAUAGGCCACGCUGCAGUGAAUAUUAUUGUAGGCUAUACUAUCUAAUAUGUUAUGUAGUAUUUACGAAGUUCUUUAUGUGAUAUGCAUUUUAUUAAUAUAUACUGCAAGUAUACAAGCUUCUGUUGUAAGGAAUAAUAAAAUCACAAAAUUUUAAA
Zerene cesonia (dogface butterfly) is the source of this 3733-nucleotide messenger RNA. Its product is annotated as rho GTPase-activating protein 44-like. The record is from RefSeq and is a predicted model, not a curated record. Gene Ontology annotation, molecular function: GTPase activator activity; protein binding. NCBI's taxonomy places the organism in Eukaryota, Metazoa, Arthropoda, Insecta, Lepidoptera, Pieridae. Gene Ontology annotation, cellular component: cytoplasm; intracellular anatomical structure. The coding region runs from base 334 to 2985 and encodes 883 amino acids. Gene Ontology annotation, biological process: regulation of actin cytoskeleton organization; regulation of Rac protein signal transduction; positive regulation of GTPase activity. The transcript is spliced from 6 exons.